AAUUAAUAGCCUAGUGGACCACGCAACGCGGCGUAUACCAUCGAGAACGAGCGCGAAACGUUAAAGGCACAUCCAAAGUUUAAACUAUUUCCGCAGAGAUUUUGAUAAACAGCUCCAAAAUGGUGGUCAAUUUCAAGGUGUUCAAGAAGUGUUCCCCGAACAACAUGAUCACGCUCUACAUGAACAGGCGUGAUUUUGUAGAUUCCGUGACUCAGGUGGAACCCAUUGAUGGAAUCAUUGUGCUGGACGAUGAGUACGUGCGCCAGAACCGCAAGAUCUUCGUGCAGUUGGUCUGCAAUUUCCGAUAUGGGCGCGAGGACGACGAGAUGAUCGGUCUGCGGUUCCAGAAGGAACUGACCCUGGUCUCGCAGCAGGUGUGCCCACCCCAGAAGCAGGACAUCCAGUUGACCAAGAUGCAGGAGCGUCUGCUGAAGAAGCUUGGCUCCAAUGCCUAUCCCUUCGUGAUGCAGAUGCCACCAAGCUCGCCGGCCUCGGUGGUUCUCCAGCAGAAGGCCAGUGACGAGAGCCAGCCCUGCGGAGUCCAGUACUUCGUAAAGAUCUUUACCGGAGACAGCGACUGCGAUCGAUCGCAUCGCAGGAGCACCAUUAACCUGGGCAUCCGCAAGGUGCAGUACGCACCGACCAAGCAGGGCAUCCAGCCCUGCACCGUCGUUCGCAAGGACUUCCUUCUGUCGCCCGGAGAGCUCGAACUGGAGGUCACCCUCGACAAGCAGCUGUACCAUCACGGCGAGAAGAUCUCGGUGAACAUCUGCGUGCGCAACAACUCCAACAAGGUGGUGAAGAAGAUCAAGGCCAUGGUGCAGCAGGGCGUCGAUGUGGUCCUGUUCCAGAACGGUCAGUUCCGCAACACGAUCGCCUUCAUGGAGACGAGCGAGGGAUGUCCCCUGAACCCGGGAUCCAGCCUGCAGAAGGUCAUGUAUCUGGUGCCCACCCUGGUGGCCAAUUGCGACCGCGCAGGCAUCGCCGUUGAGGGUGAUAUCAAGCGCAAAGACACAGCUCUGGCCUCGACCACACUUAUUGCCAGUCAGGAUGCGAGGGAUGCCUUUGGCAUAAUUGUUUCAUAUGCUGUGAAGGUCAAGCUUUUCUUGGGAGCCCUGGGCGGCGAGCUCUGCGCUGAGCUACCAUUUAUUCUGAUGCACCCGAAGCCAAGUCGCAAGGCCCAACUGGAAGCCGAGGGCUCCAUUGAGGCCUAAACUGAAAGGGCUACCUCAACCAACGAAAAAAAUGGCGUAUUUCUACAAGUCAAACCGAUUUUUGUAGAUCCUAAAAAAUGCUGAUGUUGCUGAAAUGUUCUGAACUGCAGUCGUCGUACUUUUCCUAUAUAGCAAAUCCAAUAUCCAUAUAUUGUAUGUGUGUAUGUGUAUUAUAUUUAUAACUCAACUAACAAUUAAAUAUGAACAGAGUUUAUGUAUGUAUUUUGGAGUAUUCUAUUGAAUUUAGCACGGUGUAUUUGAAAAGGCUCCAGCAUUGAAAGUUUGUAUGGAAUGCGCACUAAAUAUUUAAUAAUGUGCUUACGAAGGCAUUUCGUAGUAUUUGAUAUCUUGCAAUGUCUGCUGAUUAUGUACAUUGAAGUGCAAUGGGGAAAUCAACAGAAGCCAGUGCAAUCUAUUCAAUUACUAAUAGUGGGUCUUGCAUUUGUGGCUUAGUAAUUCCAAUUAUUGCUACUCUGAAAAGCCGAGGAGCAGCCUAAUUAAUACUUGGCCACUAUGCUGGAGGAAGUUUACUGAACUGAAUUCGAGUAAGGAAAAUGGACAAUAAUUGAUAUAAUAUGGUGAGCUUCUUGCUGGACUUUGAAAUCGUAAAAUUUAAGCGAACACACUUCAAACGCAUCCAUUUAAUUUGUGAAUGUUUGCAGUCCCACUUUUAAUAAGCACCCAAUAUUAACGAUAACGCCACUCUAAUCAAAAUUUUCCAAUAGUCAGGGUUGAAAUACUGAUCAAUCACGCUGCCAACAUUUCGGCAGACCAGGUGGGUAAUGAGUUUAAAAUGGUUUUGCGUAAUGGGAUUAAUCGAAUUUCAUUAAGGAAGAUUAGAUUGCCGUCUUUGGAAGUGAUCUUUUAUAGUGGCUGACCAUAAAAAUUGCAUUGCAAAUACUAAUUUAAGCAUACAUGCUAUAUAACCGAUAAGAUGGGCGAGCGUCAAGGCAAAAAUAGUUGACCGUAUUAAUAGUUUAAUCAACUAGCUUCAAGUUAAUUUAUAAUGCGAAUUAGGAAGCACUCUGGCAUGCUAUUAAAAACUUAAGAACUGAUAAACGAAACUUAAUUCCUAAAAUAAAAAUGUACCUAAUUACUUUUAUAUACUAUUAU
Drosophila melanogaster (fruit fly) is the source of this 2327-nucleotide messenger RNA. RefSeq names its product arrestin 1 (gene Arr1). The transcript has 4 exons. Gene Ontology annotation, biological process: desensitization of G protein-coupled receptor signaling pathway; negative regulation of phospholipase C-activating phototransduction signaling pathway; photoreceptor cell maintenance. Lineage: Eukaryota; Metazoa; Arthropoda; Insecta; Diptera; Drosophilidae. The record is from RefSeq and is marked reviewed. Gene Ontology annotation, cellular component: cytoplasm; rhabdomere. Bases 120 to 1214 code for a protein of 364 amino acids.